AUGGAUCCCCGGCUGUUUACAUGUAGCAUGCUCUGGCUCCUUCUCGCUUCUCCCAUCCCGAUUGCAUCGCUGGCGGUGCCGCUGCAAUCCAAAGACGCGCCGAGUCAGUCUCUGCUCACGGACACCGCCAAGCGGGCUGUUCGUGUGGAGGAGGCGGAUCCUCUGCCCUUGCAGCAGAAGCCCCGGGGCGAUCCGCGCGAGUAUCAGUACGCCGUGCUAAGCAAUGGCCUGCAAGUAGUCAACAUCUUCGAUCCCAAUUCGACGCAGGCAGCCAUCUCCGUGGCCGCCUCCGUCGGCUCCUUGGCGGACCCCGAGGGCUUUGAUGGCUUGGCCCACCUCACAGAGCAUGCCAUGUUCUUGGGUUCCGAGAAGUUCCCAGAGCAGUCAGGAUUCGAUGCCUGGCUCGCCGAGCGCGGGGGCUUCUCGAAUGCCUACACUGCCGAGGAGCAGACAGUCUACUAUGUCUCCUUGAACGAGAAGGCUUUCGAAGACUGCCUCGAGCGCUACGCUGAUGUUUUUCACGCGCCGCUGUUCAAGCCAUCUUGGGUCUGGAACGAGGUCUCGGCGGUGAACAGUGAGCACCAGAAGAACCGGAACAGUCAGGAGUGGCGGAUCUUCAGCCUCAUCAACCACCACGCCGACGAGCGCAGCCCCGUGCAUCGCUUCCACACGGGCAACCUGGAGACGCUGCAUGGGACCUCCAAGGUAGGACAGGAGCCGAAAGAAUUUCCAAAAUUCGAGGUCAAGGCAGGCUACUUGGAAGGUCCCUUCACUGAGUCCCAAGUCGGCGACCUGCUUGGUCACGACGGCUGGGGUGCGGUGAGAAGAUUCGCAGUGGUGCAAGGCUCGGGUCCAGACCAGAAGACCCGGCCAAUUGAUGAUGGCCAUGAAAGUCAAAUCAACUCGGCUUAUACUGCCACCAUGAAAUUGGACUUGCAAUCCUCAGAAUACGUGGCGAGCCCCAUUUCCUCAGCCUUCUCCACCUUCCCAGACCUCUUGGGAGGAAUCGUAGACGCAAUCCUGGAAAGACAAGAGCUUCUAGGCACCCCUGGAGGAUACUUCGGACACCUCGCCUACUGCAUGCCGCAUGAUCCACGGCCCGCAAGCCGAGUAACCGAGAGGAUGCGCGUCAACGACGAUUCUGCAGACGACGAGUCGGAUGCGUACUUAGGCGGCUUGAAACUCGAGACGACGCGAUUGUGGCGGCGAGAGGUGCUGGAUCGGAAUAUCACCUUCGGUGCUUGCAUCAUUCUUAUUGAGAAUGUCGUGCUGUCCUUUCAGACCGUGGCCCUGAUGGUGCAGAAGUGGCGCCACUGGCAACUAUGGCUUCCGUACUUAGUCACCUACGGCGUGGAGUGGCCCCUUCUGACGUACAUCCUCCGUCAUCCCAGCAUGCACCUGUACCUCUGGGUGCUCGGCUUUGAUUCGAUUAUUUCUUUGGUGGCGGCCGAUCCAAUGAUGUUGUCCUGGUUCGAGUCCGACGUGAAUCAUGAUAACACCGGCUACCAGGUUCUCUAUUUUGACAUGAUCUACGUGCUCAUGUCCGUAAUGUACUAUCCCACCGUCUUCCAUUUGACAAUGUUCACCUUGGGGAGGACUCUAGUCUUUGUCGUUUACAUCGGUGGUGUCUUGUACACCUGUGCGAAUACCAACGAGGUGGCAUUCACGCACCGCGUUUUCGAUAUUUGUGUUGGCACCGUUGCCAUGUUGAUGGUGAACGCCAUCGCCAUCGCGCAGAAGCGCCACCUUGCGAAGCUGCAGAGGCACCAAGCAGAGGUCGAACUGAAGCGCCGGUACGUGUGCUCCAAGAUGUUCAACGUUUUCAAUUUCAUGGUCCCGCCGUUUUACGUGAAGCGUCUCCUGCGCUAUCCGGGCAUGGUCAUUGCGAACCGCGUCGAUCGCGUGUCAAUCCUGUUCAUCGUCCUUUUGGAUUUCGACAAGUACUCGCAAAGCAUGAGUCCGUCGAAGCUCUUCCACUUUCUCAAUGAGACCUUUACUAACAUCGACGUGGUUUGUGCACAGCAUGGUGUCACCAAGAUUGAGACCGUCGGCGAGGAGUAUGUUUGUGGCGUUGGCGUUUCGCCAACCGAUCAAGACGAGGACCACGUCCACGGCCACACCAGCUGCCUUUCCCGGCUGCUGGGAGUGGCCUUCGAGCUGCAGUCGAUGUCCGAGUCGCAGGACACCCCUCUCGUGAAGAUGGGCAUCCACACCGGGCCGGUAGUGGCCGGAGUCGUGGGCCGCAGGUUACCUCGCUUUCGCCUCUUCGGCGACACCAUGAACAUGGCUGCCAGGAUGAUGCAGAAGAGCCUGCCUGGGGAGGUCCAGUUCGGUGAGGAGACCAAGCAGUAUUUGCCUGACUGGGCCGUGGCUCAAUCUCGUGGCUGGGUUGAGAUGAAGGGCAAAGGCCGUGUGAUGACGUACCUCUUGCGCGGCUCAGCUCCUGAGGAGCUCUCGAGCUUGAACUGGGUGCGCGAGACCAGCGACCACAUCAGCAUGCCAACGACGCUGCUGGUGCCCAGCUUUCCCAAUGGCAACCAGAUGCCAACACCGCGGAGGCUGGGCGCCCGCACGGGAAGUCGGGCGAAGACAGAGGGACAGGCCGUGAGGCAACAACAUGCCGGUGACCCCGGCCCCAUGCGGCGCUCGACUGUGCGUCUCGCCACGCCGAGCUCGCCGAGUCCGCACCGGCUGGCCGGCAUUAUGAAGGAGCUGCUGGGGAUGAAUUCAAAUGCCGAUGGCGAGUCCGACCUGGACGCCGACUUCGCCGAGGACAUUCUCAGCGUGGCCCAUGAGGUGACGAAGCAGCAAAGCAGCCAGAUCAUGGGCAGCUUCACCCGGGCGCAGUGGCUCAAGAGGUUGCAGUGGAUCUGGCACUGCAAGAGGUGGGCGGCCCCGCGAAGCUUCCCCGACAGCGAAAACGAGGAGUUCUGCCGGUGGUUCCACCUACAUUACAGCUGCGGCCGCCUCUUGAAGGAACUGCGGAAGCAGGCAUUCAUCUCCCUUCUUGUCACCAUCGGCUCGACGGUCUACGCUCUCUUCAAGCUGCACAGUUUUAGCGCGGGCGAUGUUGUGGAGACGCUGACGGUCAUCAAGUGGUUCCUGGUUUGCCGCUCGGCCAUGUGGCUCCUCAUCCUCACCUUCUGGUUCUUCGCCGCCAGGGGCCUCUUCAAGCAGAUCGACGUUUGGAGGGCCCAGGCGCUUCUGUCAUUGCUAAAGCACGUGCUUGGGAUCCUGAUCUACUGCUCCUACGGCAUCCUACUGAGAAUCAUCCGUCAGAACUCCCCGGAUCCCACCUGGAUCUGCGAGCGUUUUCCGCUCCUGGGAAUCUCCUUCAAUGUGCUCCCCCUGGCCUUAUUCACUGAGUUCUGCUACUGGAUGACCAAAGCACAGACUCUCUUCCUGCCCGGGUUUCUCGGCGUCUUCAUCACCGCCUUCGUGCUCAUCCUCCUGGGAUACCAGAAGGUCUUUGACACCGAGGGUCUUUUGAACUAUCUCAAUGUCAUCAGCUUGUUCAACUCCUUCCGGAUCUAUUCGAUGGAGUACACUCUGCGGCAGAGGUACAUUGCCAUGCACCGGGUGGAGGUGAUGCAAGAGCGGAUCGAGGGCAUUCUGGGGACCUUGAUGCCGCCUCUGGUCAUUGAAGAGAUCAAGAGACUGGCACACUAUGUGUCCCAUCACUACAAGAAUGCCACCAUCGCCCAGUCGGACCUUUGUGGAUUCACCGCCCUGGCGAGCACCCGGGAGCCAGAGGAGGUUGUCAAAUUCAUCAGCCAGAUCUUCGACCUCUUUGACGAUCUAGCCGAUCGCUACGACAUUUACAAGGUCGAGACCGUUGGCGAUGCCUACAUAGCUGGACAGGCGGACUUCCCGCUAACGGUUGACAACAAACCGUUGCACCUCGGCGCAACGGCUUGGAUCUACCGGCACAGCUUCCAUACUAACUGA
Molecule: messenger RNA, 3948 nt
Organism: Symbiodinium natans
Lineage: Eukaryota; Dinophyceae; Suessiales; Symbiodiniaceae
Source: the annotation of a GenBank genome assembly